UAUACAUCAAGAAUACAGUUUAAAAAUAAAACUUAUCUACAAGUGCUGCUACAAUAAACUAUUAAUACAAUUUGUGAAUCGAUAAAUAAUUCAAAAUUCAUAACAAAUUGUUCAUAAAGUUAAAGUGAAAAAUUGUGCGUGUAAAGUGUAAUUCAAAAAAGGGCGCUAAAUCUCUACAUUUCCUAAGUACCAAGGCGUUUGGUUAAAGUACGCAUAAAGUCAAACACAGUGCGUUCAAAGUCAAAUAAUUGAAAAUAGCCAAGAGCGCGUAAAGUGUAAUAGAGUACGUAUAAAGUGGAAUUAUCUAAAGUGAUAAACAGCGAAGUUGCGAAGUGCGCUAAAAGUGAAACAGUGCGCUUAAAGUGAAACAGUGCGUGUAAAGUGGAAUUAUUCAAAGUGAAAAGGACAAAAUAAGCAGUAUUGGUGACACAAGUGGAUGUAUUGAUGGUGUGGUCGGAGGAACGAAUGCGGGCACACGGCCCCCCCGGCCGGCAGGUCAAUGACAUCGCCGGCGUAUUAUGUGCUGUUUUUAGCACUUGCAUGUUGCUGCAUUCAAGGCACUUCCAACACAGCUGAUUAUGACAGUACUGACAAGAGAUUAAACAUUACAAUGAAGACGCAACAUAGGACCAAUGUAAAUAAUAUUUUAAUUAAUUCUAAUUAUGAUGAAAUUUAUACUGAGAAUGUUUUAGAGCACAAUUUAAAUAUACAUAAGCGUAAUAUAGAGGGGUUUGAGAGAGAGAAGAAUAGUGGUUUCGAUAUCUAUGUGCCAAGGAAGAGGGUUAAAAGGGAAGAUGAACCAGACCCUAGGUGUGAAUCGUUUAUGUUCAGUAAUAAGGACCAGAAGUAUAUAUCGCACCCGUACGGUGGGGACAGCAAGAACAACUAUUAUUAUAGUAAUUUGAACUGCGUCACUGUUAUAAGUGCCGACGAGGGUAAAGUGGUGGAAUUAACAUUUGUGGAUAUGUUUCACAUCGAAUACCACCCUGAGUGUAGCUAUGAUUUUUUAGAAAUUCGUGACGGCCUUAAAGGCUACGCCAAACUGAUAGACAAGGUAUGUGGCGAGGCGUUCCCACGGCAAAUACGGACCACUGGGCCAAACGCCUGGCUGAAGUUCCACUCUGAUGAUACCAUAGAGUAUGAAGGCUUCAGGAUAAGCAUCAACUUCAUUGAGUUAAGUACUAGUGUAAGCAUACCAAACUCCUGCUACAAAGAUCUAUCAGGGAUGCACGGGAUCAUAGACACGUCUAAAAUAGAUCAAGACUGUUUGACGCGGAGUGCUAACCAGAAUUUGGAUGUGUUGUGGACAAUAAACACGCCAGCUAAUACUAAGAUCUAUUUAAAUUUCACACACUAUGCUCUCGUGAAGCCAAAUGAAUGUGAAGACAAUGUCGUCGAGGUUUUUGGAUACACACUGGAAUAUGAAGCGAGGUUAGCCCAUUAUUGCGGUUCAGUGGCCAACGCAAUAACAACCAAGGAUGACACAAAUAAGGGCAAAGAAGAUAAAGGGAAUAUCAUGUAUGUACGUUUGUUCACUUCAAAGGCGGGCAGAGGAUCCUCCUUCAACGCGACCUUCACCGCGUUCAGGAGUUUGGACCCUAAUAGAGAUGAGAAAUGUGACCCUGACACCGAAUUCGACUGUGCAGACAAUACAUGUAUAGAUAUAAAAUUAAAAUGUGACAACUACGCACAUUGUCGACUAAAGGCUGAUGAGGAGCAGGAUAUUUGUAAGGUUGCCAAAGAGUCAAUGCUCAAACAGCCACACAUCUUGGUUAUUCUUAUAAUAUUUUCACUCAUUCUAUCUGGUAUGAGCUUCGUGUUCCUUUUCAAGUGUAUAAGAAAGCUGUAUCAAGACCAUAAGAUUAUUAAAGAGCACAUACGACAAUCAUGUGAGGAUCGUCUAGACAGUCUGGUCAGCAGUCGUCUUACAUUAGAUGCUAAGCGGUUGCAAAGAGAUAGCGAACCUAGAGCCAGUCUCGAGAGAGACAAUCAUACGAAUGAAAUGUUCAAACAGCAGAGGAAAUAUUCGCAACAAAAGAUUAGGCCCACAAGUAUAGACUCAGACUUCAUACAAGAAACACGUCUGGACUUAGAAGACGAACCCUGGAGGCGUGAAGUUGAAACUGUACAUGAAGAUGACGUUAAAAUAGAAAGAAAUGCUAAGAGAAAGAGUGACAUCAGCAAGAAAGAAGAGUCAAUGAGAAGAAAGGAAACAGAAGAGAAGAAAGAAAUAAGAGACGUGUCUGUCGGAGCUCCGGAUACGAAGGAAUCCGGGUGUCAGACUAGAGAGAGUUUGUUCCAAACUGACCCUACUAUUAGUUCUGAUGGCUCUGGUACAACAAACAGCAGAGGAUUUUCUACAUUCGGCUACUCCGGGGCUACCAUUGCUAGGCCUUCGCCCCCCGCUCCAACUAGCACCUCUCAAAUAACCAUAGAACUGCUUCGGCAAGUAACGCCGCAAGAUACGAAACCAACCAAGAAAAUCCCGGACCGUCGUCCCAUGAGUACUGAGACAACACGAUCCGCGCCCGACGUUAUCAUAGUGUCCAAACCGCUUCGCUGAGGAUGACCGUCGGGGCCUCCCGCUGGGGCCCCGACUUACCCCCAUUUGUCCCCCUUGCCCCCAUGGCCUCAAUGGCCCCCAGAGCCCCGGACCUGCCCCGAGGGCCAUACUUGCCUAGACCCCCCCAUCGAUACCUCCAACGGCUACUACAGCCAAUACUUCCGCGAACCAAAAGUCAUAUACGACUAUUGCCUCAAAAGUGACUGUGAGAAAUCGAAAACACUGCCGCGUAAUUAUUCGAGCGUAGAGUUUAAGAGGAGUAGGAGUGUGUGUUUCUAUGGUGUUGAUGAUACGCCUAGGAAAAAGACUUUCGUGGUCAGGGCUGACGUCGAGCCGCAUAGAUAACAAUAGGUUUAGGGUUGCCACGAGUUUGUUUUGCGGAUUAUAUACGUAUUUUUUAAGAUUUAAUAUUUAUUGUUUACUUUUUUUUAUACCUAACUGAAUUGUUAAUGAAUCAAAUUUUUUUAUUGUAAUAAUUUUCAUAUUUACUAAUUAUUUUGAAUGGACAGAAAAGUUAAAUAUUGUAAUAUUGUAUAAGUUUAAACUUUUAUCUCAGUUUCUACUUAUAUGGAAUGUACAUAUAUAUAAUAUAUUAUAGAAAUUAAUGUUCUUAUUUAUGUAUUUAUGUUGACUUUUUUGGACGUAUAUUUUAACUUAUAUAAUAAAAAUAUUGUAUUGUAUUAUUAAUAUCAAUGUUAUAAUUAUUGUUAUUUAUGUUGUUAGAAUUGAUAUUUUAUAAUCGAUAAAUAAUCCAAUAGUCAGGUGGUCAGGAGGCUUUAAUUUGUCGUGUUUUCUAUUUGUGAUUUUUAAUAUAUUCUUUGCAAUUUACUGCUGUUAUCAAAAUUAUUCAGGAUUAUCAUUGUAUGUACAUUUUAGUAUACCAACUUAUUAAAAUAAUUUCACGAAGAUUAUAAAUUAAAAUUCGUCUGCCUCUUUCAUUUUAAAGUCAAUAUCUAAGAAAAUUUGUAAGAUUUAUUAAAAAAGUUUGUAAUUAAGGGCUAAGAAGAUUUUAAUUAUUGUAUUCUUUGUCACUUCUGAAAAUAUUUGUUAAAAAUGAAUUGUU
Messenger RNA from Colias croceus (clouded yellow), 3626 nucleotides. It is a transcript of the gene Neto, whose product is annotated as neuropilin and tolloid-like protein 1. The record is from RefSeq and is a predicted model, not a curated record. The transcript has 14 exons. Gene Ontology annotation, molecular function: protein binding. Bases 500 to 2563 code for a protein of 687 amino acids. NCBI's taxonomy places the organism in Eukaryota, Metazoa, Arthropoda, Insecta, Lepidoptera, Pieridae.